AUGGACACAUCUGCCAUUCGCACCAAAACCUCAGCUAUUGUCUCCGAUUUGUUGACUCAGUCACCCACUGAAGAAGACAAGAGUAACUUGAAAGCCUUCCAGAUACUUCACAAUGCAUAUCUCAGUGGUAUUGAUUCUCAAAAGAAAGGAAUAGAAUGGGACAAGGUAGAAGCACUUCCUGCUGAGUGUCAAGUCGACUAUUUUGCUCUUGACAAAAACAUCCCACGUGAAGAAACUAUCAAUUUACUUAAGAAACUCUGUUUAGUAAAAAUCAAUGGAGGACUUGGCACGACAAUGGGAUGUACUGGUCCUAAAGGUGUUAUAGAAGUCCGAAAUGGGCAAAACUUCUUAGAUAUUACAGUGACUCAAUUGAAGGCUAUAACAAAGGAAUACGGAGUUGUUGUACCUUUAGUGUUAAUGAACUCAUUCUCUACACAAGUUGACACGGAGAACGCACUGAAGAAGUAUAGUAAUGAUAAAGAUGUCAAAAUCCUUACCUUCCUUCAACAUAAGUUCCCACGAAUUGAUGCAGACACUCUCCUCCCCGUCACUACUCACCUCAAUGGAAGAAAAGAAGAAUGGUACCCACCAGGACAUGGCGACUUUUUGCAGUCCUUUGUCGACUCUGCUGCGUUCAAAGAGCUUGAAAAAGGUGGCAUUGAAUAUGUCUAUCUUUCGAAUGUCGAUAAUUUGGGUGCUACACUCGACACGUCGAUUCUGAGUUAUUUCUAUAAGAAUGACAUGGACUUCUCUGUCGAACUCACACCAAAGACUCUGAAUGAUGUCAAAGGAGGGACUUUGAUUAAAUAUGAACAGAAAUUGAAGUUACUUGAGAUCGCACAAGUCCCAAAAGAGAAGAUUGAGGAAUUCCAGGAUAUUAAAAAGUUCAAAGUAUUUAACACGAACAACAUAUGGAUGAAAAUGGCGAGUGUAAAGAGUGUUGUGGAGAAGGAAACGUUGUUAAACAAUAUGGACAUCAUCGUUAAUAGAAAGAUGGAUGGAGAAAGAAAGGUAAUACAACUUGAAAUAGCAGUCGGAUGUGCUAUUUCGGCAUUCGAAAAGACUUCCGCAGUCAUCGUCCCACGCCGUAGAUUCCUUCCAGUCAAGUCGUGUUCGGACUUAUUUGUCGUUCAAAGCACUGUUUUCAAUUUGGACAAGAUGGGUCAUAUUGUCGAUGGUGCGCGAAAGGUAGAUGAGAUGCCACCACCUAUUAAAUUGUCUAAGGAGUAUCAACAUGUCGGAGAUUACGCUGCACGACUCAAACAUAUUCCAAACAUUGAAGAACUGAAGAAACUCGAUGUGGAAGGCGAUGUCCUGUUUGGCGAAGGAGUCGUUUUGAAAGGAGAGAUCACAAUCAAAAACGCAACAGGAAAGCAAGUAGUUGUGGAACAUAAAACUCUUGAAAACGAAACUAUUACUUUCUAA
Molecule: messenger RNA, 1425 nt
Organism: Entamoeba invadens IP1
Lineage: Eukaryota; Evosea; Mastigamoebida; Endamoebidae
Product: UTP--glucose-1-phosphate uridylyltransferase, putative
Exons: 1
Coding region: 1-1425 (474 amino acids)
Biological process (GO): UDP-alpha-D-glucose metabolic process; glycogen metabolic process
Cellular component (GO): cytoplasm
Molecular function (GO): UTP:glucose-1-phosphate uridylyltransferase activity
Source: RefSeq, a predicted model, not a curated record